CAAGCGACGCUCUCGCACUCUUUAUCCAUUCCCGCACUCACUUGCUGUUGUUGGCGCUCCCUCUUGGUAGAAAUUGAGAUUGGUACUACCCGAGGGCCCGCACAACCAUUCACCAUCCAACAAUCUCAGUUUGCGAGGCUCAGCAGUUCAAGGACAACCCGCUUUGCUCCUACAGUAUGCGAGUACUCGAAGACUGAAUUCACCCGGAAAUGUUAUAUUCGUGACCACUUCAAACUCGUCCAGUCUCUUGUUUGUAGCGGCGUAUCGCACUGUACUUCAUCCAAUAAAUUUUUCAUUCUUGUAUCGCUGGAGCAGAUGACUUAUGGUCAAACCGCUUGGCUACGCUCGUUGUGAGGAGCAGACUCUUUGAGCCUCUUCCUCUCAUUUAAUACAUCGCCUUUCAAGAUGGCCGCAACAUACGAAAAGAUUGUGCACCAUUCAUUGAUGGGAAGAGCCUGCGGCUUUCCGUCUGUGAAUACCACUUGCGAGGCAAGCAAGAUGAUGACUGUGCGAGGGUCGAAGGAUUUGAGCUGUAAGAGGUUGGUCAACCUGAGGCACAACCUACAAUCGUAUGGAUUCCCCGCACCCGCCUUGAGGAAAUUCGGUUCAAGACAAGCCAUGCCAAAGAGAUUGGUGUGUCGAGCGGCGGAUGCCACCUUUGGAGGCGCAGAGAAUAUGAAGCCACCCGUGUUUCCGCGGCGUAAUGUCCGAGAUCCAUUCAAGCUCCUAGGAUUGAGCUCCGACGCAUCCGAGGAAGAAAUCCGCGAAGCCAAGAAUUAUCUGACGGAGCAAUACCACGGUCACGAGUACAGCCGGGAGGCUAUUGAGGCAGCAUACGAAAAAAUUAUCAUGCACAGCUAUCGCGUGCGCAAAGCUUCAAAAAUCAACUUGAAGACCAACCUGAAGAAGAAGGUGGAAGAGUCGCCCCCAUGGGUGCGGGCCAUUCUCAACAUGGUUGAAGUUCCGAACAAAACCAUCAUCGGACAGCGAGCUGCGCUUUUUUUCUUACUGGGUGUGUGGAGUGUGUUCAAUCCUGCAGAAGGAGGCCCUGCUUUCCAAGUAGCUGUUUCUCUUGCUGCAUGUGUCUAUUUCAUCAAUCUCCGACUCAAGAGCCUCGGAAGAGCUUUUAUGCUGGGCCUGAGUUCCUUGGUUGUGGGCUGGGUGUUUGGUUCCGUCUUGAUCCCCGUCAUUCCUUCGCAGCUCAUUCCGAGGGCUUGGUCCUUGGAGCUUUCCACCGCUCUUGUCUCCUACGUCUUCUUGUGGUUUUCGUGCACAUUUUUGAGAUAAAGACGAGGUGCAGUUCUGCAGCGAGGAGACAUUAGGGUGUUUCACAAGCAGAGUACUUGAGGCGUUUAAUUGGAAAGCUCUUUCAAUAAGAAUUGCAGCGUGCGGGGAGCUCCAACCUUAGUUUAGAGAUGAGCGACAUUGUAGUUGGUACCAUUGGCACCUUUUAUUGCCUUGCGAUUGUAUCUUUUGGUUAGCUGUUUUAACAGGUAGCCUCCUCAUCUGGUUUCAUUUGUUUGGAGGGAGGACAUUUUUGUACCUAUUUCUCUUCCGAUUUGUUUUGUGAGACGUUUUGGAGACAAUAACAGAAACAGUGGUUUUAUGUGUUCUCUCGAUUGCACACGUUCACAGAAUUGAGACAAUCAUAAAUGGAAUCUAGAGUUUCCCAAGUUGCAAUAUGUGUCGGUGGUUUCAAACAUAAUGUUAUAAUAAAAUCUUCUUCCUUGUUGGGUCA
Molecule: messenger RNA, 1738 nt
Organism: Physcomitrium patens
Lineage: Eukaryota; Viridiplantae; Streptophyta; Bryopsida; Funariales; Funariaceae
Product: protein CHAPERONE-LIKE PROTEIN OF POR1, chloroplastic
Cellular component (GO): chloroplast membrane
Source: RefSeq, a predicted model, not a curated record